CACCUUGGAUACCCAGCAGAAAUUUACACUAUAGCGCAUGCUCCCACGUCCCGGUGCAUUUCUCUGAAGGCCUUCAUAGCUUAUUGUGUUGUGUUGAAUGAUUCAUGCCUUAUAGUCCUUGUCUAUUCUUGUUUUAGCUCAUUUAACUCUGUUUCAUAAGGAGCACGCGCGUGUAUAUAUAUAUAUAUAUAUCUAUAGUGUGUGUCUUGAGUGGGCUAGGAAAGGCUGUAUUCGGCUAAGAGGCUAAAGGGGCUUUGUGAAGAGUAGUAAUUUAUUUACUUGUGGUAUUUUGCCAAAUAAAUUAAGUUUACGACUCUCCUGUAUAUGCUGGUCACUAUAGUUUGUAAGACUCCGCUUAAAUCAAAAUACGAGUCACAAGCACGGCUCAGUAUUUUCCAUCUUACCCAUUAGAAACAGUGUCGUUGUCACUUUAAGAAUUAUAGAGACGUGGCAGCAAGAACGGUACAAUGAGGAGUCGUUGAACAGCACUUCCUGUGAAGAUAAGAGUUAAGGGAAAUCUUAGAAAACUGUUACGUGAGGGGUGCAGAAAUUUUUACGAAGUAUAUAUAUUAUUUUUUAUUAGACUGAAUAAUGGGGCAGAAUGAUAUCAUGGGCAUUUUAGACGACUCAGCAGACCAGUUUCUGCGGGUUACAAAGCAGUUCCUGCCUCACGUGGCACGUCUUUGUUUAAUCAGCACCUUCCUUGAAGACGGUAUCCGUAUGUGGUUCCAGUGGAGCGAUCAGAGAGAUUACAUUGACAUUACAUGGAACUGCGGCUAUUUCCUGGCUUCAUGUUUUGUAUUUUUAAAUCUAGCUGGACAGUUAAGUGGCUGUGUGCUAAUAUUAAGUAGGAAUUUUGUGCAGUAUACCUGCAUUGGGAUGUUCGGAAUAAUAACACUACAGACUGUGGCCUACAAUUUUUUAUGGGAAGUGAAGGUUUUAAUGAGAAAUCUUGCCUUAGUGGGUGGAUUGCUUCUACUUUUUGCUGAAUCACGAUCAGAAGGCAAAAGUAUGUUUGCUGGCGUGCCAACAAUGGGAGAGAGCUCGCCAAAACAGUACAUGCAGCUCGGAGGACGUGUACUGCUGGUACUUAUGUUCAUGACUUUACUCCAUUUUGAAGCCAGUAUCUUUACAAUUAUUCAGAACAUCGUUGGUACAGCGUUGAUUGUUUUGAUAGCAAUUGGAUACAAGACCAAGCUAGCUGCAUUGACCCUAGUUGUCUGGCUUUUUGCUGUUAAUGUUUACUUCAAUUCUUUUUGGACUAUCCCUGCCUAUAAACCAUUGCAUGACUUUUUAAAGUAUGACUUUUUCCAGACAAUGUCUGUAAUUGGAGGUCUUCUCAUGGUGGUCGCACUUGGUCCAGGAGGAGUUUCUAUGGAUGAGAAGAAGAAAGAGUGGUGAAAAAAUGUACUGUUGUGAAUAUUAACAUAAAGAGGACUGGUCAUUUGGAUUUAUCAUGCAGUUUGUGGUGUCUACCACAUUUGAAACCCCCUGCUUGAUACGUUUUUGCACCUUGGGCCAGAUCCUUAAUAUUUAUUGGCUUAAAUCAUGCAGUAAAAAAGGCAAGGUUUUACAGUUAAUACAUUCUGUCUUUGAAAUCGUUAUGUAAGGGGUUUCAGUGAUAAGUUAUUAAUUUGCAACAGUUUCUGGAUGUACAGUUAUUGCUGGAUAGUAUGGACAUAAAGGCAUCUGCUGGUGUGCAUUUAUAUUAAGCCAAUAUACCACUGAUAGUUGUGGAAGCCCAUAGUAAUAUACUUUGACAUUUUAUCCUACCCUAAUUUUCCUUGCCUGUUGUGGUGAGGUACUUAAUUUAUGUAUGUUACAAGGAUGCAUUCAUUUUCUCUGUUUGUACAUUUUACCUACACAAUUGUUACUGACUAAAUGUCCUAUUAGUUUCAUUUUGUUAUGUUUUUUUUGACAUUAUUGUGUCCUGAGCCACAUUGUCUGAAUCUAUUAUGUUGUCUCCAAAAAGUGAUUUAUUUCAUGAGGGCCUUGAGGAGUAUGAUAUUUAUUUUCUGCUACACAUUUAUUUAUAGUGGAAAUAGAAAAGAUGUUUUCCUGAAAUGUGUUUACUUAAACGGAUAAACACACAUUGCUCAUUUCUGCUUAGAAUUUGUUUCAUGUAAGUUUAAUGAAAAGUGUAUAAUGUCUGUUUGUUUUAAUUAAGAAGAUAAUUUCAUUUGAUGGUUUCUUUGUGAUCAGUGCUUCCUUCAUAUGGAGCCUUACUGAAAUAAGGCCUUCCUUCCUCAGUAAGAUUAAUACCCUGAUGCCUGCAUCAGUUGCUGAUACACUGCCUCCCCAAGUGUCUGACCUAGCUUUUCAUAAAUGUGUUUUGUAAGUCUUAUCCAAACCACCUGUUGUUGCCAUUUACCCUCUUUUUCCAUUGUAUUGCCUGCAGUAGGCUGAUUUUUUUUUGUUUAUGUUUGCUGACCACCCCAUAUCCUUUGAGGCCCAUGACUGUGGUAUUUUAGUUAACUAUAAUUAGUCUUACCCUGUCUGCAUUCUUAAAUUGUCUGAAGGUAAUAUGCCAGUUUCCUACUGUUUUAUUUUUAAACUGUCUACCAUUGCAGAUUCAGCCUCCAGCUUUCUGACGGUUUUGUAUAAACCUCUGUGUGGUUUUGUUAUUGGUUACUGUUUGCUUAUUAGCAGCCUUGCCCCUGGUCUUUUCAUAUUGCUCAUCUGUCUUGUUGGUGUAGUAAUUUUUUCAGUUUAAUACAAUCAGGGCUGGUAACCUGGUACGUAAAAAUCCACUACCAAUCAUUAGCGGACCAGAGUUCCGCUGUGGCGACCCCUAACCAGGAAAAGCCGAAAGACACAAACAAACAAACAAUUUUUUGUGACAUCUUCCAACAGACAUGAAAUUCCACUUGCACACUUUCCCUGGCUCAUAAUUAAAGAUGCUUUAGUGUUUUAGCCUUGCUUUUUGUCCACGUAAAGUAUCAUUUGAGAAACAAGUGCACUCUGCUAUUUUCAUUGUUAGAUAUUCUGAGUGCUCCUGAUAGAGAAUUCGUGGUGCAUUUCCUCAUCUUUUGUCUCUCACAAACCUUUCAUGGAAAUUCAAAACAUCAUGUGUGACGCUGCUUAAAACCAUAUGGAAAGUUAAACAAUAAAGGCUGUCUGAGGCAUCUAGUUUUAA
This is a messenger RNA of Protopterus annectens (West African lungfish), 3136 nucleotides long. It is a transcript of the gene SURF4, whose product is annotated as surfeit 4. The record is from RefSeq and is a predicted model, not a curated record. The transcript is spliced from 6 exons. The coding region runs from base 592 to 1401 and encodes 269 amino acids. Gene Ontology annotation, biological process: Golgi organization. Lineage: Eukaryota; Metazoa; Chordata; Ceratodontiformes; Protopteridae. Gene Ontology annotation, cellular component: endoplasmic reticulum-Golgi intermediate compartment; endoplasmic reticulum; membrane.